GCUGUGCCGCCCGUCGCCGCCGUCAUCAGCCAGUAGUGCUCAGCUUGCGCACAAUGCUUGUGUAAUUCGCGGCUGAUGGUGCAUACGCUUUAACUCGGUGUGAAUCUGUAUAGUUCCCGCGGAAUCUAUAAUGACUGAUCUGUGUAAAUUAAUAUAUUUAGCAUUUAAGUUAUUCAACAGUUCAGUGAGUUAACAUUUUGGGUCGAUUGGUGCCGACGAUAUCAUCGAUUAAAUCUAAAAGUUUAGAUUGAUAUUAGGCACUGAUAAUGUGAGUUCGUCAUUUUUAUGAUAGUGGUGUGCGAGUCGUUUAUUUAGCUCGGUUUGUUUACACUGGCACAUUCAGACCGUGUAUAUUCCAGCAGUAUUAAAUUUCCAGAAGAAAUCAAAAUGAACAGUGAUGAAUUUCGUUAGCCGUAAUUUCUUCAGAAUGCCGUCAUUCAGUCAAGAAAUAAAGGUAGAUCUUAACUCUAACGAAAAAGGUGACCUGAAAAGUGAUACCAAAGAUGAAAGAAACGAAGAAAGAAACGUCACCAUGGAGCCUGUGCCGAACAAUGCCCCGGCUGGUCUUAAUGCGGACCAACAGCUCGCAUUUGCUCUCCGAGAUUUUCUCGGUCCGCCAGGUUCUGUGCUCGGAGACAAUGAACCGUCACCGUCUUCCCUAGGUCAAACUUUACCUUUUAUCGAUGAACACGCAGACAGUGGGGAAGCAACACAAUCUGAUGAGGAGCAAACGCAGCGCCGCGGAGCGGAAGAGGCGCUCAACAACGCAGCGUGUAGGCUGAGACGGUGGCGGGCAGCCUCACGAAAAUUGCGGCGGCCGAGGAUUAUUGACAAUCUGUGUAAUGGAGAUGAGAAGGCAAGUAACGGGAAGACUUGUAAUGGUGGGCAUACUGACCUGGCGGAUCGGUUGCGCAGCCUGGCAGCGGCCGGCAGCAUGUCGGCUUCAGCUGGAGAGCUGCUGUCGCUGGCGCCUCCGCCACCCGCAGCCACGGCACCCCCCUCACCCAGCUGCUUGUUUUCACCUUCUCUCGCUGAUCAAAGUUCUGCAGAAUACUUUGGUUCAAGUCCAGAAUGCUGCGCAGAUAAUGCCGGAGUGGAGAGCGGGAGCAGCGCAGGUGCGCCCGCGCCGCCGCCUGGGCCGAGGUACAAGCUGGCUACAGAGGGAGCGCUUAGGGUGUGCUGCUUUCAGCACACCAGAACCGUCGUGGACAAAAUCCUAGCCGCUAAGUUCCUACGUCGCUGGGAGACACAUGUGCUAUGUCUACAGGAAGACUUCAUCGUUUCCAAAACCCCAUCUGGCCUACUAGAAAAGCCCCUAUCGUACAGCUGUAUGCAGGAGGUGUAUUGCAUAUCGAGGUGGGACCCCGCAAGAAAAUAUUGCCUGAGGAUUGUAAUGCCCCACGGAUCACUUCUUUUACAGGCCAACGAUGCUUACACGAGGGACCAAUGGUACCAUUCCAUUAUAUGGAGGAAAAAUAUUAUAAGAUAUCGCAAUUUCCUUACGAAGAGUAUUAGAAAAGAAGUUGUUUUGAAGGAACUUAAGAACAUGGUUGAUUUCGCGAUGACGACCCCCUUGCAAGACGAGAAUGUGACACGCGCGCCGCUGCAGAUCUUAACGGACCUCCUUUCCGAGAACCAAGAAAGCCCAGAUUGGGAAGUUUGGGCGGAAAAUGUAGCAAAUGUUGCGGCCCCAUUGCUAGCGGAGCGAUGUGCGAAUGGCGAACUAUGCGCUUUGUUGGCAAGGUUGUGCAGGCGCCGGCCGCGAGCAGCUCCGCUUCCGGCUCUCGCUCCGCCUGUGCGCCGAGUCCUAACCCGCAAUGUGGACUUCGCUCGAGCGCCAAACGCAAGACAGCUCGUUAGGGAUUACAUCAGUGCUCUAAGCGCGCAUAACUCCGGUCCGGCUCUGGUGCGACGGUUCGUUGAGGUGACGCACGGCGGGCGAGCUGCGUGCCCACACCCGCGCGCCGCACCCAACCUGGCCGCGGUCGCGCUUGCCGCCAUCGACGACUUCUACCGCAAUUCUGCCACGCCGCAUCAAUGCGACGACAGAGAGGACGAGGUCCUAUGCUUCGCUGAUAUACUCGAACACAUGUGUGAAUACGAAGACUGGCUAGUUGUAGUCGGUGCGGUGCUUCAACCGGUACCUAUAUGCGCGAGUGCGAUGGCUUGUCCUGCCAUCGCUGAACGACUGGGGAAGCUCUUGAAUGUGAUGGCCCACGACCCUCGGUGCGCAGCGCAUUCUUGCGUGGCUCCCGCGCGCGCAGCCCGUCCUUACCCACCUUCUUGGCUUAGAGCCGCCGCUCCCUCUGACCCUCAUUUAGCACUGCCUCAAGUGAAACUAUGCAAAUUAUGGGGGGAUAUGCUUGGAAGUUUAUUGAACUGCUGUUUCAAGCGAAAGAGUUUCCUACAAAGUAUGAGCAAGCAACUACCCGAUUUUCUUUUAGUAGCUUUAACCGAGCACCCGGCUGCCUUAGAUGCUUUAUGCCUGAUGCUGGAAUGGGAAGUAGCAAGUGGAGAACAAACUCAGUUAGAAAUUAUUGCUGCUCUCCAGGGCACUGAGUUAGGAACUAAAUAUUAUAGAGACCUUUGUGAAAGGCAGAAGAGUCUUCAAAGAUUGCAAUCGGAAGGUGGCCCAAGACAACUGGCCCUCCCAAUUCGAGCCACAGACGAAGAUGUGGCGGCACUGCUGGAAGCCGGAGCCCUCGGCAACCUCGAGUGUCUUUCUUUGGCGUUUACCAGCGUCACCAGUGCUUGUGCACAUCAUCUUAUAAAGCUACCCUCCCUGCGCUAUUUGAACCUAUGGGCGACGAAAUUUGGGGAUAGCGGUUUGCAGUUGAUCGCAGAACACCUGCCUAGAUUGCAGGUGCUCAACCUCUGCGAAACACGCGUCUCCGACAAGGGCAUUGAGGCUUUAUCAGGUCUAUCCAACUUAAGGCGAUUAAACCUGAAUAGCACGAAACUAUCAGCAGAGGCGUUCGAGACUCUACGUCAGAGACUACCCCAGCUGCAAGAGUAUGACAUCCGCUACACUGAAGCCUGGUGACCGAAAGAGCCUGCGCGACACAAAAUUAAACAAGUUUUUAAGGCUUAGCAUGUCUUGCGACAAUGAAAUUCAAAUGGUGUAUGGUGUGAGAAGUAACGAAUAUGAUGUUCGGAAACUGCCGCGACUGCACGCGUCUUCUUUCUUUAUAAAGCCUUUAUUUCAACCCGCAAAUUUGCCAGAUAUUUCAGGGUUAUCUCUGAAAUAGCAAAAAUACAUAAGCUAUUUCAUGCUAAAUAUGGAACUGUUUUUUUCGUAUUGAUGGGUAGAACCCAUUAAUAAUCCCGCAGACCUUUAAUGGUCACGCUGUACAAGGAAGGUAGUCGAAAUCUCCGCGCGAGUUUCGCGUGCUUGACCAGUGCGAGCAACCCUAUUGACAUCUCACGAAUUAUCGCGUCAAUUCGAUUACCUACAUCCGCAUGAGAUUUAGCAGCCACAAUAGCAAUGCGAAAUUCGUCAGUUUGAACACUGAGUCGCUCAGAAACAAACAAUGUGGCGCAAAAAACUUGUCACUAUUAUGCUAAGCCUACCAUAUUAUUAGUACAUAAAUAGUUCCAUCAUAAGAUUUACGUGUCGUGUUUAUUGAUAGCAAAAUUUUACCUUUAUGUGACCUUUAAUUAAACAUUCGGUUAUUAUUAGAAAUAUUAUUUACUUAAUGAAGUUUCUUAAAAAUGCAUAAUCAAAUAUGAAUGAUCUUGUCAGAAACAGGCGAUUUUGGAAUACUCUUUACGUUUAUUUUUAGUUGUUAGUUACAUUUUCCUUUGUCCAGCAAUGGAAUACAUUAUAGUAAAUCAAAUAAACCUACCCAUUAAUUUAAAUUAUUUGUAGAUAGAAGAAAUGUACAGAUUAUUAGCCUAAGCACUCUGGGCCACCGCCGUGUAAUGCUGGAACCGAGCUCCAAUCGAAAAACUGUAACUAAAGUGUAAACAUUAAAUUUUAGAUUUUCAUCCUAUAACAGCUCUCGAGCGCAUUCUUUUGAACGUUCAAUUGCUGCGUUUCUAUGGUACAUAUGACAUCAAAUAAGUUGUCUUCCUUAUCAAAGAUGGAAAUUGGUUUCUGUAAGACACGUUUAUGGCUCAGUGUCAAUUUUGGUCCGCACAACUCAUAACUAAGUAUAACAAGUCUAACGAUAGUACUAUCUCUUCCGCUAAUUACAACGAGGGAUAAGGACAGUAAUUCUAGGACUGUUAAAUUAGUUUAAGAGUCAAAAACCUGCGCGUCAAAAUUGACCACCUAGAUAUUUAAAAAUACGCUUAAAAUGUUUAGUACUGUUAUACAUAGUAGAUUAAGGUCUUAUCAGGCUGUGAGAAAAGUACUAACAUUCGAGAACAUAAAAACUGAAAUUAUGGCGUAGUGUUGGUGUGUCAGGGAAAUGAUAAAAUCACGAGUACUUAAAAUGGAGACUCGAUUUUAUUAUGGUAGGGUAUAUAGGACUUCAACUAAAGUUAGUUAAUUGGAGACAGCUUAGGGAGCGCACAGUUUAAUUCGGUCAGCGCCGUGCGUACGUGGAGUGUGAAGUCAGAAACUAUUUUUACUAUAAAUAUUUCUGUAAACGCAAUUUUUUUCGGAUGUAAAAACGCAUAAAUUGAAGAAAUAAAUUACGCUAUUAUAAAUCCGAAAAAGAAUUCCAAUGUGUAAUAGUUUAAUUACAAUUCUGAAAACCCAAGAACUCGAUAUUACUGGACAAAUUUUCACACAGAUCGAAAUGACUGAAUGAAUGAAUCAAAAAGUGCAUCGUCCUGACAAGUGUCAUCCUUUUUGCAGACAGUUGAACCUGCUUAUCAACUUAAGUCUCAUUUAAGUAUCUCUUUUCCAACAUCGGGCAGUAUGCUCAAAACUUUUAAGAUUCAGUCUGCACUUGUAGCUUUCUACUUAUUGGAAACUUAAGCACUUCUGGAGUGCUCCGAUACCCCUAGAAAUUCUACUUGUAAGCCAGUCGUGUAUCAGAUGGUGAUCUAUAUAUUCAAUCGCAGAACAUAUUGUUCCCUAUGGGAAACAAUUCACCUGCACUCAACGAGUCACUUCUAACUGUCUACGUUAAUAAAAAGGGAAAAGGAUGUGCCAAAAGACUGUCCUCCUAAACCAGGCGUUAGAUUAUGAAUGAGGACCAGUAUUUGUUUAUUUUAAUUUUAACGCACGCCAAGUAGAAGUGUACAAAGUGAAUAUAAACGCUAUUCUAUUAGUUCAAAUCACUCGAUUUUUUUGUUUAACCGAGUUUUCAUAUUUACAAUACAUUUCCCUGGGACAUAAACACUUAGUGAUGCGUGGAUAAUAGAAACACUGUAGGUAAACCAACCGUAAACCCAAGUAAUUGUACUUUAAAGUAGUCUUAACAAGCGGACAUCAUUUAGCUGGUUUCAAAUGUGCACUCAAGGCCCGCAUGGGUAAAAGGUAUGGGUUUAAUAAUAACUUACCCCAGCAAUCUGAACGUAUACGAUUUAUUUGUGAAAUGUAUAAAAAUGAGGCGUGGAUUUAAAUCCUAUUUCUCGUUUAUGUGGUUCAAAGUGAACAUUAUUCAUCUAGUUGAAUUGAACGGGACGCAUAAUAAUUGUCGUGCCAUUUCCUUGUAUAAUUUCGUAUAUUAAUUCAUUUGUAAACAUAGUUAGGCAACUCUAUAAACUAGCCUGGUAUAUAGUUUUCUAAACCAUUGUGAAUGGGGAAAGUUGCAUAAGCACCAAUGAAUACCUACGUUAUAUAACAUUAAUUUGCAUGAUGAGUUUUACUUCUUGCUUCUCCCUCGCAUAUUUUGCCACUAUUUUAUUCUCAGACAAUAUGCCAAAUUGUAUAAUUAUGCACAAGUACGUGAACUGAGUUAUUGUUUAAAAGGUUAAGAGUAAAGAAGAGGUAUAAGACUUAUCCACUUUGUGAAAGUGUGAGAGUUUUUAAUAAAAUAAUGUUAU
This is a messenger RNA of Hyposmocoma kahamanoa, 5940 nucleotides long. Its product is annotated as C-Maf-inducing protein-like. The coding region runs from base 398 to 3043 and encodes 881 amino acids. The transcript has 14 exons. The record is from RefSeq and is a predicted model, not a curated record. Lineage: Eukaryota; Metazoa; Arthropoda; Insecta; Lepidoptera; Cosmopterigidae.